Molecule: messenger RNA, 856 nt
Organism: Penaeus chinensis
Lineage: Eukaryota; Metazoa; Arthropoda; Malacostraca; Decapoda; Penaeidae
Gene: acj6
Product: inhibitory POU protein-like
Exons: 4
Coding region: 1-762 (253 amino acids)
Biological process (GO): regulation of transcription by RNA polymerase II
Molecular function (GO): DNA-binding transcription factor activity, RNA polymerase II-specific; RNA polymerase II cis-regulatory region sequence-specific DNA binding
Source: RefSeq, a predicted model, not a curated record
AUGGGUCACCACAGCAUGGACGGACUCGAGAUGAUCGACCCUAUCUCCUCCUCAUCCAUGACGACCCUUACGCCCAUGAGCGACGGGAGUUCCAUGCACCAGCUUCAUGGCGCUGUCUACACCCAUAGUCCCAUGAAUACAAUGAUGCCACAUCCUGGUCUUACUCAUCCGCAUAUGCCUCUUGGCAUGCACGACACGGACACGGACCCUCGGGAACUCGAGGCCUUCGCCGAGCGGUUCAAACAGCGGCGCAUAAAGCUCGGGGUCACCCAAGCGGACGUCGGGAAAGCGCUCGCCAAUCUCAAGCUGCCGGGGGUAGGGGCGCUCUCGCAGUCCACCAUCUGCAGGUUCGAAUCGCUGACGCUGUCCCACAACAACAUGAUCGCGCUGAAGCCCGUGUUGCAAGCGUGGUUGGAGGAAGCCGAAGCCCAGGCCAAGAACAAGCGGCGGGAUCCGGACGCGCCCUCUGUCCUCCCAAUGGGCGAGAAGCGUAAACGGACGUCGAUCGCCGCCCCCGAGAAGCGGUCGCUGGAAGCCUACUUCGCGGUGCAGCCCCGCCCGUCUGGGGAGAAGAUCGCCGCCAUCGCCGAGAAGCUGGACCUGAAGAAGAACGUGGUUCGCGUGUGGUUCUGCAACCAGCGCCAGAAGCAGAAGCGGAUGAAGUUCGCCGCCACGCAGAAGCAGAUGGCCGGCGGCAACGUGCACACCUCCAUGGGCUCCAUGAUGACGUCCCCUAUGCCGCCUCAUACGCCUGUUCCGUAGUGGAUGGCCUCCCCUGGUGCCCGCCCCCCGAUGGACCUACCAGGCCGUUCCGCCCAUCACCAGCACCAGCAGCAGCAGCAGCAGCAACAGGGGA